AUGGCCUGUAAGGCGCCAAUCAUGGCUCACAGGAAGAGGCCUGGGACGAGCGGAGGAAGCAGUAUGGCUGCUCCAGGUCCUGUGUCCUGUCCUGUCCCUCGUCCUACAGAGCCAUGUGACCUGAAACCCCUCCCCCCUCGACAACGCCCAGUUCGCUACCCCAAAGUGCGGCGUGAUCCGAAACCUCUCCCCCGCUCCUGCAAGGCACAAUAUUCCUCUGCCGAGACCCAAGACGUGGGUCGCAGUCAUUCAGAUGUGGAUGUUGUGGACACAGAGGUUGAGGUGAAGCGGUACAGCCCCCAAGCAGACGCAGAACGGGAGGAUCCGCUGCCAGUAACACACUCUACGCCACAACAUGAGCUGGAACGUGAAAAAGACGACCAUCACCCGGCAGACGUCCACGGUGGAGCUGACAGCCUGGAUGAUGACUCCAGCUCUGACUAUAUCAACAACACCUCAGAUGACGAGGAAGACUAUGAUGACGGACUGGCAGAGGAAGACGAGGGUGUGACUUAUUACAUUCGCUACUGCCCAGAGGACGACAGCUACCUGGAGGGUGUUAUGGACUGUAGCAGCCAGGGCGACUGCAACCAAAGCGAGAGCCACAGCCAGGGGGACAGCGCCAGCACCACGCAGCCCAUUGAACCCCACACAGACGAAUGCCAGGAGGCUGUGGAGGGAGAGGGGGAGGGAGGGGUAGAGGUAAGAGAGGAAGAAUGGGUGGAAGAUGAGGAGGCAGAGGGAGUAGUGAGGGAAGAGUGGAGAGAGGAGGAGGAAGAGGUUAGGGAAGAGUGGAGAGAGGAGGAGGAGGUGGCUAGGGAAGAGUGGAGAGAAGAGGAGGAGGUGGCUAGGGAAGAGUGGAGAGAAGAGGAGGAAGAGGCUAGGGAAGAGUGGCGAGAGGGUGAUGAAAAUGCCAGGGAGGAGUGGAGAGGGGAGGGUGAGGUCAGGCAGGAGCAGUGGGCUGGGCGAGAGAGGCACAGGGUGGAGGAGUGGGUUGAGGAAGAGGGGAAGGUUCGCUGUGAAGUGGUGGAGCAAGAUCCCGAUGAGCAGAUAUACAACGGAAGGCCCGAACCCAUCCUGGACCAUCACCAGCACAAACCCUCCCUGCCAGACCCCCUGCACCACCGAGGUGAGGAGGAGGAGGCAGAGAGCGAGGACUACUGCCCUCACGAGGAGGAAGAUGAGGAAGGAGACGAGGAGGAGAGACACGGGAGGGCCUACACCGGAGACUACUAUGCCCCCGAGGACAAUGGGAACUCAGUGCGAGUCUCUCCGUACCGUGGCCGUAAGGUGGUGGUGGUAGAGCGGGAGACGGGGGAGGAGGCGGAGGAGGACAUUGACCAAAUAGUCGCUGAGAUCAAGAUGAGUAUGAGCAUGGGGAGUCUAAGCAGCGGUACCGACAUCAGCCCAGAGGAGCUGCUGCAGGACCCCGCACCGUGUGACUACUCUCUCGCCAAGCCUGACCCGGCCCCCUACCCACCUGCUCACCACCGGCACGACAGCAGGCCCAAGUCUCUGAAUCUCCCCUCCAUGCACCACAACAACCCUGACCUCCAGAGGCCGAUCAAGGCGCACCCACGUUCCCCUGAAGACAGACAGAGAUGGGCUCAGGAGCAGGUGAGCAAUGGUGCAGAGCAACCCAGAAAGCAGCAGCGCUCCGACCUCAACGUCCCCCUAGAGAACAACAAUGUACCAGAGCCAACGAAGAAGGCUGCAUCGUUCCCCAGCUUUGUCGACGUCCCAGGACCGUGUGAGCCAGAAGACCUGAUUGAUGGAAUUAUCUUUGCUGCUAACUACCUGGGCUCCACUCAGCUGCUGUCUGAGAGGAACCCGUCCAAGAACAUACGCAUGAUGCAAGCGCAGGAGGCUGUCAGCAGGGUCAAGAGGGUACAGAAGGCUGCCAAAAUCAAGAAAAAGGCGAAUACAGAUGGAGACGCUCAAACCCUCACUGAGGUCGAUCUGUUCAUCUCCACCCAGAGAAUCAAAGUCCUCAACGCAGACUCGCAGGAGACGAUGAUGGACAACGCUCUCCGCACUAUAUCCUACAUCGCUGAUAUUGGGAACAUCGUGGUGCUGAUGGCGAGACGCCGGAUGCCGCGCACAGCCUCACAGGACUGUAUUGAAACGACGCCCGGGGCACCUGAGGCUAAGAAACAGUACAAGAUGAUUUGCCACGUCUUCGAGUCUGAGGAUGCCCAGCUCAUCGCUCAGUCCAUCGGCCAGGCGUUCAGUGUCGCUUACCAAGAGUUUCUGAGAGCAAAUGGCAUCAACCCCGAGGACCUGAGCCAGAAGGAGUACAGUGACAUCAUCAACACGCAGGAGAUGUACAACGACGACCUAAUUCAUUUCUCAAACUCCGAAAACUGCAAAGAGCUGCAGCUGGAAAAGAGCAAAGGGGAGAUCCUGGGUGUGGUGAUCGUAGAGUCCGGCUGGGGAUCCAUCCUGCCCACAGUUAUUUUAGCCAACAUGAUGAACGGAGGGCCGGCGGCUCGCUCUAGCAAGCUCAGCAUCGGAGACCAGAUCAUGUCCAUCAACAACACCAGCCUCGUGGGGCUGCCACUCGCCACCUGUCAGGGAAUCAUCAAGGGCUUAAAGUACCAGGUCCAGGUGAAGAUGAACAUCGUGAGCUGCCCUCCUGUCACCACCGUCCUCAUCAAGAGACCAGAUCUUAAAUAUCAGCUCGGCUUCAGCGUCCAGAACGGCAUCAUAUGCAGUCUGAUGCGAGGAGGGAUCGCUGAGCGAGGUGGCGUCCGUGUGGGUCACAGGAUCAUUGAGAUCAACGGGCAGAGUGUGGUGGCCACAGCACAUGAGAAGAUUGUCCAGGCCCUCUCCAACUCCGUCGGCGAGAUCCACAUGAAGACGAUGCCGGCGGCCAUGUUCAGACUUCUGACAGGCCAGGAAACGCCGAUGUACAUAUGA
Molecule: messenger RNA, 2919 nt
Organism: Limanda limanda (common dab)
Lineage: Eukaryota; Metazoa; Chordata; Actinopteri; Pleuronectiformes; Pleuronectidae
Gene: apba2b
Product: amyloid beta (A4) precursor protein-binding, family A, member 2b
Exons: 14
Coding region: 1-2919 (972 amino acids)
Biological process (GO): chemical synaptic transmission
Cellular component (GO): dendritic spine; cytoplasm; plasma membrane
Molecular function (GO): amyloid-beta binding; protein binding
Source: RefSeq, a predicted model, not a curated record